This is a messenger RNA of Spea bombifrons (plains spadefoot toad), 2772 nucleotides long. RefSeq names its product PLAG1 zinc finger (gene PLAG1). The record is from RefSeq and is a predicted model, not a curated record. NCBI's taxonomy places the organism in Eukaryota, Metazoa, Chordata, Amphibia, Anura, Pelobatidae. The transcript has 4 exons. Gene Ontology annotation, biological process: regulation of transcription by RNA polymerase II. The coding region runs from base 607 to 2103 and encodes 498 amino acids. Gene Ontology annotation, molecular function: DNA-binding transcription factor activity; RNA polymerase II cis-regulatory region sequence-specific DNA binding.
GAGCGCGUCCCUCCCCCUUCAUCUCCAAGCGGCAGCUCCCCCUCAUCCAAGUACACUCAUGGCGACUGACGCUGGCUCUUACCAAUCAGCGUCCGACCCGGCGACCGGUUGUCCACUCCGUGACGAGAAAGCAGUUUGAGCGGCGUCUGUAAGGGCGGGACGUAGGAGGAGGAAUAGGCGGGGCUUCGAGUGGGCGCGUCUCUCGCGGCAAGUUGGGCUGCAUCGCAGCGCAUACACUACAAUGGCUGCUGGAGAGAGGGGAAAGCAAACAAUUUCCAGGCCCGCAGCGUCCAGGCAAAAAUAUGGGAAAAAAAUUAUUAAAAAAUCGGAAAGGCACCUAAACCCCGGAAAUCGACCGUAGGAAGGAUGUUAAGGCGCCCGCGAACUUCAAAAAUGGAACGUUAUACAGUUUGGUCUCCUCCACAAAGUACAAGCGGGACUGGUUAAGACCACAAUUUGAAACAAAAGGCUAUUGGAUAAACAUAAGUCCCCUUUUGAAUUUUUCCCCCCGACCACAUGGAACUUGCGAAGCCACUUAAAGCUCUGUCACUUAGUGGAUUUGGGCAGUUGCCAAGUGUCCAACAAGAAGGCCUGGUUUAGAGUGCGAUGGCCACGGUCAUUCACGGUGAUCUGUCAGAAGUAAGAGAUACCCAGAAAGUCCCUUCAGGGAAGCGCAAGCGUGGUGAAACCAAACCAAGAAAAAACUUCCCCUGCAAUCUGUGUGACAAAGCGUUUAACAGUGUCGAAAAAUUAAAGGUUCAUUCAUACACUCACACGGGUGAAAGGCCCUACAAGUGUACACAGCAAGACUGCCCCAAGGCUUUUGUUUCUAAAUACAAAUUACUAAGGCAUAUGGCUACUCAUUCUCCAGAGAAAACCCACAAGUGUAACUAUUGUGAGAAAAUGUUUCACCGUAAAGAUCACUUAAAGAAUCACCUCCAUACCCAUGAUCCCAAUAAAGAAGCAUUCAAAUGUGAAGAAUGUGGAAAAAACUACAACACCAAACUUGGUUUUAAACGUCAUUUGGCUUUGCACGCUGCAACAAGUGGAGACCUUACUUGCAAAGUAUGCUUGCAGACUUUUGAAAGCACAGCAGUGCUACUCGAGCACCUGAAAACUCAUGCAGGAAAAUCCGCCAGUGGUGUUAAAGAGAAAAAGCACCAAUGUGAGCAUUGUGAUCGACGCUUUUACACGCGCAAGGAUGUCCGCAGACACAUGGUAGUGCACACUGGGAGAAAAGACUUCCUUUGUCAGUAUUGUGCACAGAGAUUUGGGCGUAAGGAUCAUCUAACUCGUCAUAUGAAGAAAAGUCAUAAUCAAGAACUGCUAAAAGUCAAAACUGAACCCAUGGACCUCUUGGAUCACUUCACCUGCAGUGUUCCAAUUAAAGAUGAGCUGCUUCCUGUGAUGUCAUUACCUGCAAAUGAGUUGACAUCAAAGCCAUUCACAAAUAGUUUGCAGCUGAACCUCUACAACACACACAUUCAGUCCAUGCAGAGUUCUUCAACUACACACCAAAUGGUUGCACCACCAUUGUCUUUGGGCAUGACAUGCCCCUUGGACAUGGAUCCUGUCCAUCCUUCUCACCAGCUUUCUCUGAAAUACCCACUUAAUUCUACCUCAUAUGCACUGUCAAUGUCUGAGAAAGAACAACCAUUGAAAGGGGAAAUAGAAAGUUACCUAAUGGAAUUGCAAAGUGGCAUGCCACCUUCCUCCCAAGACUCCCCAUCAAACGCCUCAAAAUUAGGAUUAGAUCCACAAGUAGUACCAUUAGAUGAUGGUACUGAUGGAGCAUCUCUUUCAAAAAGUUCUGCUAUUAGUGAACCUCUUAAUCCAUCUUCGUUAGACUUUAAUCAGUUGUUCAACUUUAUACCUUCCAAUGGUCCUCCGUACAACGCUCCUGUAUCGGUUGGAAAUUUAGGUAUGGACUACUCUCAAGAGGAUGCCCAUUCUUCAAUGGCACAGCUCCCACCACAACCACAGGAUCCUCAAGACCCUAGCAAUAAUAUGUGUUUUGGAUCUCUACACUCGUUGUCCUCUGCUUUCACAAGCAGUUUAAAUACCACCACCACAUUGCCACGGUUUCAUCAAGCUUUCCAGUGAGAGUUGAUAUGAGAUUAGCAUAGAUAGCUUAUUUUACUCUUAGUGCCAAUGAAAGACUUUGAAACACCUUUUGAUAGUUUUAGGAAUAACAAUCUCAUUAAGCCAGUACAUUUUUAGCUCUUCACUUUUUUUUUUUUUAUAUAAAUCUUCAUAAUUGUUUACCUUAUUUUUGCAACGUAUUUGCAUUUUCCACUGCCAUCCGUUUUUAAAGUUAAUUCCCGUGAAAUUAACUCACGCUGUCAAUUUCAUUGAUCAAACAUAUCAGUCAACAUCUGGUUUUAAGAGAGAAUAUCUUUAUCAUAGAUUUUAUAUAUAAAGAAAAAUCUACCUAAUUGGCGGAAUUUUGUAGAACUCUCAAGUGCACCAAACCUUUAUUUAAAAUGUAAUUUUGCAUUUGGCUUACUUAGUUCUAUUAUAGCCUGUAGGAGUUUCAAUUGAGAUAAAUUGGUAGCACUUUCUAUAUAAAUGAAUAUGUAUUUUGUUUCAGUUUGGCAUAAUAUUCUAAUCCCUAGUGUAUGAUUUUAUUAACCUUUUUUUUGUGUUCCGUUACUUUAAUUCUAAAAAAAAAAAACAAGCGGUAAAUCCAUUCCUUUUAGACAUGGCAUGAUGCUUAUAUUAAUGAACUACUCCAUAUGUGCCUUCUAUAUGCCAGUGUAAACUAUAAAUAUA